Pocillopora verrucosa is the source of this 2005-nucleotide messenger RNA. Its product is annotated as RIB43A-like with coiled-coils protein 2. Lineage: Eukaryota; Metazoa; Cnidaria; Anthozoa; Scleractinia; Pocilloporidae. The record is from RefSeq and is a predicted model, not a curated record.
AAAGGCAAGCAACAAAGAACUCAGUACUAAUACAGGGAGAAAACAUUACGAGAAUCGACGUUUUAGCAGGAUUGCAGUUUUUUAAAGAUCUUAAGAAGGAAGAGAAAUGUAUAAACUCGACCUUCCCGUAGAUAUGAAGGAGAGCGCUGCCAUAGAGAGGCGACGGAAUCGAGAAUUGCAGCGCCAAAGUAGGAUUUUCAACGCUCGUGUUCGAACCAUUGGGAUUGACUUGAAUGCACUCAACGAGCAAGUGCAAGAUCGUACACGACGCGAAGUUGAAGAGGAGAGGCGACAUAAUGCGUUCGCUGCUGACAUGACAAGAAACGAUAAAAUCACUGUCUUGCUUCAGAAGCGUCAGGAACAUGACAUGCGUGAGUUGAAUAAGGCUGUGAAUGAAUUCCGUCAAUCUUACCAGCAGCCAUAUGAUAGACGUGAAUUUGACUUGAAUGAUCCGGAUAGUUUGAAGAAAGACAAACCUGCCAGGGUAUCUGAUGAUGACCCUCGUUGUGGGGUGGCAUCACUUCAGAAGUUUGUUGGGGAAGAUUUGAAUGGCAAGGCACGUGAAAAGUUACAGCAAGAACAAGCACGGGAAUGGAUCAAGCAACAAACAAAUGAGAAAGAUCAAGCUUUGGCAAAUCAGACGUAUGCAGACCAUCUUUAUGAUUUAAAGGCAAGAGAAAUGGACCAAAGAGCUUGUGAACUUGCCAGUGCUGAAGCAGAUUGCAGGCGUGCAAUAAAUAUGGCAACUAAAGAUAUGAAUCAAGCUUUGGCAAGAGAAAGGAAGGCUAAAGAAGAUGCAGAUAAACAACAGGAACAAGAUGACAACUUUACUGAAAUAUCAAACUCUGUGUUUGGUGACGUGUUGACAGAAAAUCCUGAUGUGGCCCAGAGUGCCUUUGGACCUCACAGGGUGAUCACUGAUCGCUGGAAGGGUAUGAGCCCAGCUCAACUGGCAGAGAUAAGACGUAUUCAACAAGCGCAGGUGGAGGAGAAGGAGAGACUGAAACAAGAGGAGGAAGAGCAGGAAAAAGAAUACAACAGAUUAAGGUUGACGCAAGCUAAGGCAGGAAUAAUAGCAGAACGUGGAAUUGAAAGAAAGAAAAAGGAGAUUGAAAAGGACCAGGCAGAUGAGAACAGAAGACUGGCAGCUGAACAAAGAGCCAAAAUGGAUUAUCUUGACAAAGAAGUUUACACCAAUCCCCCUACAGCAGCUUACUUUAUGCAGUAUAACACAACAAGUAGAUGAGGACCUCUCAAUACUUUAUGAAAAGCUGUAAUGAUAAUGCAUAAAAAUAUUAGGGAAACAUGCACUUAAUUGUAAACAACUUUUCCAGCUCCACAAAAUGGAAAUGUUAAGGAGUUUUAUGCAGUUGUCAAAAUUUUAUUGACAUUUCAAAUGUACUAUAUUUCCUUCUAACCUGUCUUGGUUGUACUGUACAUUUAGUUUCUAGUAUGUUAAAUUCAUUUAAUAAAGAGAGUCUGUUAUGACGUAUGACACUAAUAGAAAUGUGAUUUGUCCACCACUUAUUUAAAGGGUGUACAAAAAAAUUCUUGAGUAACUUCUUAAUAGAUGUAUAGAUUCUCCUUGCAUAUCAUCUAGUAAUCUUGUGUGAAACAGAGGGAGAAGUAGAUAGUGCAUCAGAAGCCAGCAGAAGUAUUACUCUGCACAUUCUUUUACCCCCUUGAGUCCUACGAAACACAUAUUAUUUCUCCUUACAAUAUCACCCCUAAAUCAAACAUUAAGGUCAUGAUCACAAACCAAAGAAGCUCGGAGAGUAUUAAUGUCUUACCAUUAACAACAAUUUAAAUGAACUUCAGGUCAACUUUAUUUUAAACUCAAUUUGCAUGUCUGAAAUUUGAGUUUCAUAAUCUUGAAACAAAUACCUCAAAACAACAACUGAAGCUACUUCGGAAACAUUCAAUCAUGAAAAUUCCUCUAACCACAAUAUCUCCACUAAACUUUUUAUGUACACCAUUUCAUUUAACAUAUUCACAAAGUGAACAA